This is a messenger RNA of Cimex lectularius (bed bug), 1832 nucleotides long. RefSeq lists its product as uncharacterized. NCBI's taxonomy places the organism in Eukaryota, Metazoa, Arthropoda, Insecta, Hemiptera, Cimicidae. The transcript has 6 exons. The record is from RefSeq and is a predicted model, not a curated record. The coding region runs from base 804 to 1769 and encodes 321 amino acids.
UACGGCACACCGGCAAACAUUCCUUACGCAUAACAAUCUCAACAAUUAUUGAUCCUUUUUAAAAGACUCAUAGACUGGCCUUAAUGAUCACCUGCAGCAGUUCCUUUGUACAUCGGGGAUAAAACGUCCGAGACAAAUAAACGGGUGAAAAAAAGGCGGCGGGGGUAAAGGGUGCACCCUGCUACCCUUACAGAUGUUCACCCCCGCUGGCCAACUGUGAUCUCGAAGCUCGUGCCGGAUUGUGGCACUAGCACACGUGCCACAUUAAAUUCUCCCCAGUUGAAUCUCCUUUACAAUCAUUCUUUGGAUUUCGCAAGAUCAUAGACGCUGGCGAACACAUGAUUUGCUUCUUAGUCCAGGUCGGAAAUUACAUUUGAUGUUUUAGACAUAUCGUUGUACAGAUUUCUCAAUUAAACAUGUGUUAAUCGUGAAACGUUGUGAGUUUUUUUUACUUUUAGUAGUCUCUAGUCAGUGUAUUCGAAUUUAAACUAGUGUUAUAUAUAACAAAGUCCAUUUUGGAUUUGCAUACACAUGUUUUUAGUGUUUGUUAAACCCUGCGCGUAACCUCCGGGAAUCUUUAAUUGAAGGCGAAAAAACCAAGAAAUUCAUUAACAAGGCCUUGUAAUAAUAUUCAAAAUUCAAAGUCCACUUAUGUCAGAAGAUAAACUGGCACUUGUCGUAACACAAAGGACCAUCGUUUCUUGGGAUCUCGCCUGUUUAUACAGCAGCGGACUUAAUUUUAGAUCAUAGACGCAACAAAGAGUUUACCGGCUCGGAAGUGGAAGAACAUUUGUUUGGAAGUGAUGAUUCGCCUCGGAUCGCUAGUUUUAAUAUUCGCUGUUUGGAUAUUGCUAAUAGCUUUAGUGCUCGGAGAUAUUACAGGUCCUAUAAAGGGAAUUUUACAGGAAAGCGGCGGAACAAUAAAAAAUGUAGAUCAUUUUUUAGAUUCAGUGAAUCAAGAUGCAAAAAUCCACCCAGCCGGCUUGGAAAAGUUAAACCAAAAUUUUAAAGCAGGGGAUGGUCUCGAUGAAGGAACUCCUCAGAUAGAAGUGCAGAGGGGAAAUGACGACAACUCUUAUUUCGUCAGUUUCGAGGAAGUCCGUGAAUCUUCAAGGAACAGUUCAAAUGUACUGACAGAAGAUGAAACUCGUAAGGCGAGAAAAGAACUGAUGAAACCAUAUCAUGAAAAAUUCCUAGCCGAAAUGAAAGCCCUUAGGGACAAGUUGUACGCCAAUAGAUCCAGGAGGCAGGGACAAUUAGUCAAAGGAGUUUCUGACUCGGAGAAUGAGCUGAGUUUCGAGCAGGGAGUGAACCAAUACGCUCUCCAAGCGGAAAACAUCGUCACUGAUAUAUAUCGUACUGCGAAUUCCAUAAGAAAACAGCUCGGGGUCGGCAGAAACGAAGUACCUUCUAAGUUUGUCAACACGGGCGAGGCGAACAAGACUCAAACCGCCAUCGACGAAAUACUCAGCGAUCUCAAGUACCAGCUGCGGAAGACCAUGGGUUGCAGAGGUUGUUACAAUCCACACCCAGAACUUUCCGAAUAUCUCGAAUGGCUCGUUCUCGACAACAGCUGUAAAUUAUGCGCCACCAAGUCUAAAACAAAGGACAAUUUCCGAUUUUUUCACCGCCGGUUGAAGAAGCCGAUACCAUGCACAAGAAAGUUGGCGGAACAGUCUUUAAAAAAGCCAGUUAGCAGAAACUAUGAAGCAGCGAAGUCGGUCUUGGAAGAUUACAUCAAUGAACAACAUUUUCGAAUACAGGACUAGUCUAGAACAGUCAUCUAUAAAUGAUUCAAUUACUUUGUAAAAUAAUGUAAUAUAUAUCGAUCA